AUGCCUGUCCAUGUCAAGUACUGCUUUCAAAAGGCAAUGUAUGUUAUUCUUAUUGCAACCUUUGAUGACCCAGAAGUUGGCAGAGCAGGAGAGACUACACUGGCACACAUCAUAGCCAACAGCAGCAAAAAGAAUGGCACGAGGUUCGUGACACUGUCAGCCACAAGUGCCAAGACAAAUGAUGUUCGAGAUGUCAUCAGCCAAGCCCAGAAUGAAAAAAGACUCUUCAAGAGAAAAACUAUCCUCUUUAUUGACGAGAUCCAUCGUUUCAAUAAAUCUCAGCAGGACACUUUCCUUCCUCACGUCGAGUGUGGGACGGUGACUCUGAUAGGAGCGACCACAGAAAACCCUUCCUUCCAAGUCAAUGCCGCUCUUCUGAGCCGAUGCCGGGUGAUUGUCCUGGAGAAGCUCUCGGUUGAAGCAAUGGAGGCAAUUCUGAUGCGGGCUGUCAGGUCCUUAGGGGUCCAGGUUUUGGGCCAGGGUGACCAGCACAGCAGCUCUGCGACUGGCAACAGCAGCGAGAGCUCGGAGUGAGUACUUUAUGGGCUGCAGGGUGUUAACACGCACAGCCUGAGGAGUUGACUGCCUGCCAGGGAGAGAAUGAAGCAGUUGGGGGGUGGGAAGAGAAACCCUAGCCACUUCUGAUAGUAAAGAAAAGAAGUGGCAGCAUAUGGUGGGGGCGGGGGUGACAGGAG
Molecule: messenger RNA, 695 nt
Organism: Acanthisitta chloris (rifleman)
Lineage: Eukaryota; Metazoa; Chordata; Aves; Passeriformes; Acanthisittidae
Product: ATPase WRNIP1-like
Exons: 3
Coding region: 1-534 (177 amino acids)
Biological process (GO): DNA-templated DNA replication; regulation of DNA repair
Cellular component (GO): nucleus
Molecular function (GO): enzyme activator activity; single-stranded DNA helicase activity; ATP binding
Source: RefSeq, a predicted model, not a curated record